This is a messenger RNA of Striga hermonthica, 3219 nucleotides long. Lineage: Eukaryota; Viridiplantae; Streptophyta; Magnoliopsida; Lamiales; Orobanchaceae. The record is from the annotation of a GenBank genome assembly.
AUGGGCUGCGUUUAUUCUAAGACAUGCAUCGGUGAACUAUGUGCUCCUCGAGAUGUUAAGGUUCAAGAAAGUGGACAAGUAAGAACAACUACAAGUGAGAUUGCUGUGUUCUCCCCUGCUCACUCUGAGAAUGGGGAUGGAGAAAACAGAGACCAGGAAGUGGGUAUAACUAGACUAUCUAGAGUGUCGGCUCAGUUUUUACCCUCCAAUGGCUCGAGGGUUACAAAAGUUCCUUCGAGUAGUUAUGAAUUACAUUCCUCAUUUUUAUCUCAGAGGGGUUACUACCCUGAUGCCCUUGAUAAGGCCAACCAAGACAGUUUUUGCAUUCAUACUCCGUUUGGGACAAGUCCGGAUGAUCAUUUUUUUGGGGUAUUUGAUGGUCAUGGUGAAUUUGGAGCUCAAUGCUCACAGUUUGUGAAGCACAAGUUAUGCGAGAAUUUGCUUAGGAAUAGUAGAUUUCACAUAGAUGCAGUUGAAGCAUGUCAUGCGGCUUUCUUAACGACGAAUUCACAACUGCAUGCUGAUGAUUUGGAUGAUAGUAUGAGUGGUACGACUGCAGUCACAGUUCUGGUUAGGGGAAGGACAAUUUUUGUUGCCAAUUCAGGUGAUUCGAGAGCUGUUAUUGGCGAAAGGAGAGGGAAGGAUAUUGUUGCUGUUGACCUGUCUGUAGAUCAUACACCUUUCCGGCCAGACGAACUUGAACGAGUGAAGCUAUGUGGAGCUAGGGUUCUCACGUUGGAUCAGAUUGAAGGACUCAAGAAUCCGAAUGUGCAGUGUUGGGGAAGUGAAGAAGGUGAUGAUGAUGGUGAUCCUCCUAGACUGUGGGUGCCAAAUGGUAUGUAUCCGGGUACAGCUUUCACAAGAAGUAUCGGUGAUUCUAUUGCAGAGACAAUUGGCGUUGUUGCAAACCCGGAAAUUGUUGUUCUGGAGCUCACUCAGAAUCACCCAUUCUUUGUGAUUGCUAGUGAUGGUGUCUUUGAGUUUCUUUCCAGCCAAGCUGUGGUGGACAUGGUUGCAAAACAUAAGGACCCACAUGAUGCUUGUGCUGCCAUUGUUGCUGAAUCAUAUCGUCUAUGGCUACAGUAUGAAACUCGUACUGAUGACAUUACCGUGAUAGUUGUGCAUAUAAAUGGAAUAAAUGAUGCUGCAUUUCAUCAAGCAGUGGAGCCUGCUGCAGUUUUACGACCCCCUUUACCUCAAAUGAUAGAAGUAUCCGGAUCAGAGUCCCCGUCUCUUGUGAACUGGAGGACUGGAAAUCAGCGUGCAAGACAUGAUAUAUCUCGUGCACGACUCCGUGCACUUGAAAGUUCUCUGGAGUAUGGACAAGUUUGGGUGCCUUCAUCUCCAGCCCACAGAAAGACCUGGGAAGAAGAAGCUCAAAUUGAAAGGGCUUUGCGCGACCAUUUUCUUUUCAGAAAGCUUACUGAUUCUCAGUGUCAUGUUUUGUUGGACUGCAUGCUAAGGGUUGAGGUUCAAGCAGGAGACAUAGUCGGUGGAGAAUGUGAUUGUUUCUAUGUUGUUGGCAAUGGGGAGUUUGAGGUCUUGGCAACCCAGGAAGAAAAUAAUGGUGCAGCACCCCGUGUAUUGCAGCGUUACACUUCUGAAAACUUAUCUUCCUUUGGGGAGCUGGCACUGAUGUACAACAAGCCACUCCAAGCUUCUGUUAGAGCUGUGACCAAUGGAACUCUUUGGGCACUCAAAAGAGAAGAUUUUAGAGGAAUUCUCAUGUCUGAGUUUUCUAAUUUAUCCUCAUUGAAGUUACUUCGAUCAGUAGACCUUCUCUCAAGGUUGACAAUCUUACAGCUAAGUCAUAUUGCAGAUUCACUUUCAGAAGUAUCUUUCUAUGAUGGACAGAAAAUAAUUGAUGAGAAUGAGAACCUACUGGGAUUGUACAUCAUACAAAAGGGAGACGUAAAAAUUACUUGUGACAUUGAUUCAGUAAAAAGUACUAAUGCUUCCAGCCUCUUGCCUGAACCUAAGAAGCAAGAUGGUGAUGUGUCUAGCAAGAGCUUUACUGUAGAGAAGACUGAAGGCAGCUAUUUUGGAGAAUGGGCUCUUCUCGGUGUACAUAUAUCUUCGUUGAGUGUCAUUGCUGUGGGCAAUGUGGUAUGCUCUGUCUUAACCAAGGAGAAGUUUGACUCGGUUGUUGGCCCUCUGGCGAAACUUUCACAAGAUGAUCAUAAGUCAAAGCAUCAGUCAACUAGUUUAUCCACAGAAUCUUUAAAAAAAUUGGAUACUUCAACUACUCGGAAGAUUCAGCUCGCUGAUUUGGAGUGGCACGCUUCUGUGUACUCCACGGACUGCAGUGAGAUUGGCCUUGUACGUUUUACAGACUCAGAAAAAUUGCUCAGCCUGAAAAGAUUUUCAAAGGACAAGGUUAAAAGAUUUGGAAAAGAAGCAUUAGUUCUGAAGGAAAAGUAUCUGAUGAAGUAUAUAAGUCACUCUGUUUUUGUUCCUCGAAUUAUAUGCUCUGCUGCUGAUCGUUCUUAUGCUGGCUUACUUCUGGACACACGUAUUGUUUGCUCUAUGACCUCAGUUAUACACAGUGCAUUGGAUGAAACAUCUGCACAGUUCUGUGCUGCAUGCACUGUUAUUGCCCUCGGAUAUUUGCACGAGAGAGGCAUUCUCUAUCGAGGUGUGUCCCCUGAUGUUCUAUUGUUUGAUCAGACUGGAUACAUACAGCUAGUGGACUUCAGAUUCGGGAAGAAACUAUCUGCCGACUGUUCUGAGAGAACAUACACAAUAUGUGGAAUGUCAGAUUCAUUGGCUCCUGAAAUAAUCCAAGGGAAAGGCCACAGUUUCCCUGCUGACUGGUGGUCCUUGGGAGCUUUGGUGUUCUUCAUGUUACAAGGUGAAAUGCCUUUUGGAUCUUGGAGAGAAAGUGAAGUCAGUUAUGCAAGGAUAGUGAAAGGCCAGUUAACCCUUCCACACCAUUUUAGUAGUGAAGCUGUCGACCUUAUAACGAAGUUACUUGAAGUAGAAGAAACUGCACGACUGGGAAGCCAAGGCAUAGACUCGAUCAAAUCCCAUCCUUGGUUUGGUGGUAUUGAUUGGCCAAAAUUAGAAGAGGGGAUAUUUCCUGUUCCUCGGGGUAUCAUCUCGCGAAUAAAUGCUUUUCUGGAGAGCCAUCUGGACGAAGUCUUAAUUUCAACAGAUUCCCCAGCCCAAGCCCAAGAACCUGAAGACCUUAAUACUCCAGAAUGGCUUCAAGACUGGUAG